Molecule: messenger RNA, 3213 nt
Organism: Aspergillus ochraceoroseus IBT 24754
Lineage: Eukaryota; Fungi; Ascomycota; Eurotiomycetes; Eurotiales; Aspergillaceae
Gene: tcsB
Product: putative sensor histidine kinase/response regulator TcsB/Sln1
Exons: 6
Coding region: 1-3213 (1070 amino acids)
Biological process (GO): phosphorylation; phosphorelay signal transduction system
Molecular function (GO): phosphorelay sensor kinase activity
Source: RefSeq, a predicted model, not a curated record
AUGCGGAUUCCCAUUGCCGUGCAGCUAGGGCUGCUCGUCUUAUUGACUGCCCUGAUCGGUCUGGCGACCCUGUCCAUUGCAACAUGGAUUAACAACUAUAAUCUCGUGGUGCAUGUCACAUCGCAGGGCCUUCAACUUGUCGCGACCAUCAAGUCCAGUCAAAUUGCAUCCAAUCUAGAGAUUUUGCAAACAACCUGUGCAAAUAUCAAUACCAGAGUUCUUGUUCAGAGUGCGCUCCAGCGUUAUUAUGCCGGAAACUAUACCUCGGACAAUUGGGUGUCCUCUUUCGCAAGUGUACAAUCGGCCUUGGGGGCGGGCGGGUAUCUCAGUCUUUAUCAGGCUAGUGUUUAUGCAAAAUUGGGACACGCGGGCGUUCGAGUCCUCAAUGUGAGCGCCAGCAAUAUCCCUGACAUCGAGCUUCCCUAUCGCUAUCCCGAUGGCACCGCUGUCAUGCUUGGGGAUGAUGGUCUAGGCUAUCCACCGUCGCUUUUUCCUAAUUUGACCUUUCGAGGUGAGAAUAGGGGUGAGGUUUAUGCGUUCGAGGAUGUGACAGUGAGCUCAAGUGCCCCCUUACUACUGGGGCCACUUACACUGAACUCUUCCUUCUCCCUUGUCUCCUUGACGUUGCCAAUCAUCAACAAUACGUCGUCUACGGAUGUUCUGGGAUAUAUGACCGUGGUAGCCAGCGCAGCUUAUAUCCAGUCGGCGCUCAGCUCUCGCCAAGGCCUUGGAAAUACUGGUCAAGUACUCCUUCUUGGUCCCACGCGCAUAGACAAUCGAUUCGCCCCUGGAUCUGGACCAGCUACAGCCAAUACUGCAUCAAAUACGACCGCCCUCGGCGCUACAAAAGUUCACUAUGUAUUCCAACCUACGACGCUGUAUAACCAAGCGAGCAGACACAAUGCUUCCGUCUCUGCUGGAGCAUCAUUCACGUUGGACCAAUACCCAGCAGCAUUGGAGGCCCUGAGUAGACCGUACGCAUCCAUAAAUCGAUCGGUCAGUAAUUUGUCAACUAAAAAUGAAGAAGGGGUUAAUGUUGCGGUAGGAGUGAUUCAGCAGCGGAGCGAGCUAGUUGAAUGGGUUUUGAUCAUCGAGGAGACCCAUACGGAAGCGUUUGCGGCAGUAACCUAUCUGCGCAAGAUCAUUUUGGCAUGUGUUUUCGCAACUAUCGGAUUUAUCGCUGUAAUGAUACUGCCACUUACCCACCUCGCCGUCGGGCCUAUUCGAAGACUCAGGGAAGCUACCAGGAAAUCCAUCCACUCGGCCACGGAUCUUUCACCUAGUCCUUCCUUGGCAGCUGUCCCUGACCCCAUGGAUCAAGCUGCUCUGAACGAGAAGGUCGGUGUAUUUACCUGGGCCCGAUGGCUACGACGGAGGGGAAACGAAUCUGCCAAAAGUCGCAGCACUGAGAGCAACAUGGAGCCCCGGCAGUUCCAAAUCCCAAGCCGGGUCAAGGAACGCGAACACUGGGUUACUGAUGAGCUGACAGAGCUUACGAGUACCUUCAAUGAAAUGUCCGACGAACUCUUAAUCCAGUAUAAUCGGUUGGAAGAGCGGGUGGCUGAGCGCACCCGCGAACUAGAGAAGGCGAAGAUAGCUGCAGAAACAGCAAACGAAAGCAAAACCCUGUUCAUCGCCAACAUUUCUCAUGAGCUCAAGACCCCGUUGAACGGUAUUCUUGGCAUGUGUGCCGUGUGCAUGGGGGAAGAUGACCUCCCGCGCAUCAAGAAAUCACUGCAGACCGUCUAUAAAUCAGGCGAUCUCCUACUCCAUCUACUAAACGACUUGUUGACAUUUAGCAGAAAUCAAAUUGACCAGGCGAUUAGACUUGAAGAGAGGGAGUUUCAGCUGUAUGAUAUUAAAUCACAACUUGCAGUGAUCUUUCAGAACCAAGUGCAAGAAAAGCAGAUCUCUUUCAGUAUUACCUUUUGUGGCCCUGAGAUGUGGCCCCGCAUUGCUAACAGAGGCGAGAAGGAAGGGCUGCCCCAGAACUGCGGCUCAGCAGUCGGCCCCCCAGGAACAGGACGCCUGAAGGACAUGGUUCUGUGGGGCGAUCAACACCGAAUUUUACAGAUUCUCAUCAAUUUAGUCAGCAAUAGUCUGAAGUUUACCCCAGAAAACGGCACCGUCGAAAUACGUAUCAAGUGCCUUGGCGAGGAUACUCCGCGGUCGAUCAGCCCAAGGCCUCCAGCACAUGAGUCGAGACGACUUGCACCGUGGAGAUCUCGCGGCUCUUCCUAUGCAUCCUCAUUACCAAGAAGCUCUUUUGAUCGUACAGGAGAUAGUCUGGAGGACAGGCCAGACCCAGCACCGCCGGCUCACAUACGCACUCUUGCUUUCCAAUUCGAAGUCGAGGAUACUGGGCCGGGGAUCCCACGUCAUUUGCAGCAGCGAGUCUUUGAGCCUUUUGUGCAAGGUGAUCUACGGCUGAACCGUAAAUAUGGAGGAACCGGUCUUGGGUUGAGUAUUUGCACUCAGCUCUCCCGACUCAUGGGGGGAUCAAUUCUCCUGGAAAGCGAGCCCGGCAAAGGCACGCUGUUCUCUGUCAGAAUCCCGCUAGGGUUUGUCAAAGAGUCAGCUCCCAGUACUAGCAGCUCUAGCAUGGUCGAAUCUCGCACAUCUAGUGUUUUCUCCCUGGAUGAAUUGGCAACGCUUGCUCGGCCACCGUCCAACAAUAGCGCUUCUGCGCCGAAUGAGCAGUCCACCAGCGACUCUGAAAAGCAAGAUAGCCAACCUCGUCUGGUUGGACUCAGCCAGCCAUUCUUCGCGCCCCCCGUUCACCCUGAGAAGAGUGAUGAGCCGAAAAAGGUCCGAGCUUUAGUGGCGGAAGAUAAUGUCGUGAAUCAAGAAGUUGUUCUUCGGAUGCUUGCUCUGGAAGAGGUGUACGAUGUGACGGUGGUGAAGGACGGGCAAGAAGCAUAUGACACGGUAAAAGCGAACAUGGAGGAGGGCAAGGUAUUUGACCUGAUUUUCAUGGACAUUCAAAUGCCUAAUCUCGACGGCAUCCAAAGUACCCGCCUCAUUCGACAGAUGGGUUACUCCGCACCGAUCGUGGCUCUGAGUGCGUUUUCCGAAGAUAGUAAUAUAAAGGACUGCAUGAACUCGGGAAUGGAUAUGUUUAUUAGUAAACCGAUUCGACGCCCUGCAUUGAAACAAGUGCUGCGGAAAUACACCACGAUCCCGGAGGAACUUGAAAAGGCAGCCGAUACGUGA